This is a messenger RNA of Leucoraja erinaceus (little skate), 3038 nucleotides long. RefSeq names its product ankyrin repeat and fibronectin type-III domain-containing protein 1-like. NCBI's taxonomy places the organism in Eukaryota, Metazoa, Chordata, Chondrichthyes, Rajiformes, Rajidae. The record is from RefSeq and is a predicted model, not a curated record. Gene Ontology annotation, biological process: establishment of mitotic spindle orientation; regulation of establishment of bipolar cell polarity. Gene Ontology annotation, molecular function: protein binding. Gene Ontology annotation, cellular component: spindle.
GCCUGUGGGUCACCCUCUGGCCACUUGCCCCAUGUAACCUCUGACCUCUCCUCUGUCUCCCGCAGCUUAGUGAUGACGCAGCAGAUGCAGAACCUGCAGCUCUCUGGUUCCACGAGGAGUUGCUGCCCCGCCUCCCCCAACGUGGCCAAGCGCUUCUACCGCAACCUGUCCAACAAGUUGAAGACCAGCCACUCUUCACUCGAUGAGAUGUGUCAGACCACAAAGUGUGAGAGGGAGCGGCCCCGGGGCGCGGCACUGGUGAGUCACGUUUACUGCCACGUGUACCGGGGUACAAGGAACAAGACUAAGCCACAAGUGGACGUGCAGUGCAACGAGGCGCUCUUCGACGCGGUGGAACACCAGGACCAGCAGGCAGUGUGGCUGCUGCUGAACCAGUGCGAGCUGGACAUCAACGCGCCACACUCUCAAGGACUGACUCCGCUCGAUGUCGCCCUCAUGACCAACAACGGCCCGAUGGCUCGUGCCUGCUGCGGGCCGGCGCCCUCCAGAGUUUCCCACUGCGCUGGUGCCGAGGGCACGGCGGGCCGAGUAGAGACGCUGGUGGAGGAGGCGAGGGAGCGGGUGCUGGAGCUCCGCUCUUUGCCACUGACAGAGGCCGACGCCCCCCACACAGAGGCCCAGAGGCAGCUGGCAGCCUGGGAGUGGAGGUACCGGCUCUACACAAGCAUGAAGACCGCCUUUGAUCUUGCAAGGGUACCAGAUCCACCCAGCAAUGUGCGCCUCUCCGUGACCAGCAGUGCUUCCCUGACCGUCUCAUUCCAGGAGCCGCGGUGCGCCGUCGCCGCUUCCGCCGUCGUUACCGGAUACAAAGUGGAGUGGAGCCCCCUGCAGGAUUUCUCAGCCCAGUGCGGGGAGAUGACGGUGGAUCCGGACAGCGAGAGUUGCCACAUCUCCAACCUGCGGACGGGCGAGGUGCAUUAUGUCCGGGUGUCCGCAGCGAACAUCAAGGGUUGGGGACCUCCUCAAGCUGCCAGUCCCCGCAGCGCCGUUCCAUCAAAUUGGAGACAGGUGGACGGGAGGCGGCCCCGUCUCGAGGGACAGAUCCAGCUGCUGGAACAUCUGCUGCAGCAGGAGCGAGCUCGGCAACAUCUGUACAGCUGCACAGUUCCUCUUUCAGAAAACUCCAAGCUGCGAAACUCCAGCCGGAAGCAGUCGAUGUCACGCAGCCUGAAACAUCUCUUUCACUCGUCAACCAAGUUCGUGAAGACAUUGAAAAGAGGUGUCUACAUCGCCGCCGUCUUCCAUCACAAAGACCACGUGCUGGUGACGGGCGAGGAGCAGCUCCCCCUAGUGGAGGUGGACGGCGCGCAGUCGGGCUGCCCCGCGCAUGAGUUCCUGUGGUUCAGCAAGCUGUCAUACGCCUGGGAAGAGGUGGACUGGUUACGGCAGAAGCUGUCAGCAUCCACGUCCUCCUCCACUGCGCUGCAGGCCCGCCACAGGAUGCUGACUGCAGCGGCCCAGCUACAGGCCUUGCUGGGCACCCAGCACCUGGGCAGAGUGCACUACGAACCCAUCAAGGACCGCGAUGGCAACGUGCUGCUGGUAACGGUGAAGGAGGUGGAGGCACCGAACACCUGGGCGGGCGGCAGGUGGAUGCCCAUCGCCAGGUUCCAGAGCCACAGGAAGUCGCUGUCCACCCCAGAACAGCCAACUGCUCUGGACAUCUUACUCAUUACCCUGCAGGACGUGCUAAACUACCAGAAGCGGAGUGAGCUGCCCCUGAGCCCCGGCCUCUACCUGGCUUAUCUGAAGGUCAGCAGCUCGGUGGACCAGAUCAAGGUGCUGGUGCCGGCCCGGCAGCCCAACGUCCUGUGCCACGCCAAGGUGCGGGACACCGCCAACGUGACCAGGGAGGAGUGGGAGUGGCUGCAGCGGACGGCAGGCGAUGGGUCGGAGGCUGCUCCAGAGGACUGCACCCAUGCACAGGGGCCGUUGUUCUGCAUGGAGCUGCAGGCUGCACUGAAGGCACUGCUGAGGCAACUCAACCUCCCGCUGCAUCAGGUACACACGCGCAGAUGGUUUCCGUGUGUGUACAUGCACGAGGUGCUGGAACUGGGGGCCGACGUGUCGCUGCUGCUGGUGCUGCCCCCUGUGCCGGUGUGCACCGCCCCCGGACAGGGAACCCCUUACCCCCCUCACUCCACCUUCCUCAAACUGCCCCUGCAGAUGUUCGAGCUGGCUCACUUCCACACGUACCAGGCGGAGUUCAUGGGGCUGUACGGCCGCGUGUCCGCUCUGAUGGAGGUCAGCUCCCUGCUGGCACAGCAGGCCCUGAGAGAGGCCCUCAGCGACCAGGAGCUGAGCUCAGCCAAGCACAUGGACCACGAGGUGUCUCUGUCUCUCCAGCAGUUGGACACGUUGUGGCGGGACGUGCGCUGGAUGUUAGACGCUCUGACCUACGCCCGCUACAAGCAGCGCUCCGGCAGCCUGUCCGUCUCCCGGCUCCUGGCUCCGUGCGACGGGGGGGUCUCGGCAGCACCAUCCCUCUGCCCCCAUCCGGACCUCCUGCCCUCCCCCACCCCCUCUCCAGAGAACCGGCACUGGCGGACAGAGAGCGGCGGGUGGCGCGCCUCGGACGACGACAGCGGCUCCGACGUCUUCCUGCCCGCCGACAGCGACUACGACUCGGGCGAGGCGGUCAGUCCGCGGGACCCCGACGUCCCGGCGCUUUCACAGCCCGGCCUGAGCGCCGGUGUCCAGCACAGCCUGCGGCCGAGGGAGCGGGGACCGCUCUACCGCCAACACCGGUGUCGACAGCCGCAGCGGGGCGCGUUGAGCCCGGGUCUGUCCACACUGAGAGCCAGGCCCGCCACGGACACUUGCUCCAGUCCCGGGCCGGGCAGCGAGGGUUCCCGGCAGGAGGACAGUGGCCCCUGGCCGGAGCUGGAGCCGAGCACUCCCCCGGGCCCCGACACCAUCAGCAGUGUCCUGUAGCAGGGCCCGGGGCCACUGAUCCACGACAACAGCGCGGGGCCGCCCCCGCGGGUCUCUGGCUGUGAGGCGUGGGGCCCACUCGC